UGUCCUCCUCGUGCUGUGAUACUGUCUUCCUACAUCCGCCCGCCAUGACCGCCAUAACCGGCUAACUCCCCUCCAUACGAUCCUCUUCCGCCUCAUGCAUUGAGUCCUAUACCCGUCCCACCAUGCCGGCGGUCGCGAUGCCCGGGCCGCAAAGCCUGCAGCCGCAGCCUCCAUGGGCGUGGCCGGAGUUCCGUCAUCCUGCGCCCGUAACCAUCGCCGCCCUCGUCCUCACCCUCGUCCUCGUCUCCCUUUUCCUCUCUAUCCUCUGGCAGCUUCUGCAGCGCCACCUUACCCAGCGCGCUGGCUUCAUCCUCGAUGCCCAACACUCCGCCGCUGCCCCCGACGGCGGCCCGGGCGCGAAGCCCUUCCGCCCGACAUCCCUCACCUCCGAGCUCGAGAUUGAGACGAGACAAUUACUAUUCAGCGAACGCGCAUCUACCGGCGAGCGCAUGCCGCUGUGCAACCCACAGAGCACGCGCGCGCGCGGCUCGCUAUAUGAUACCUUCCAGAUGCCACCCCCGCAUACAACCCGCCUCAAGUUCUCGCGGUCUAUGAUGGAGCUCAAUGGCGGCGAACCGCUUGGAGACGGCGACGACAAGGAUGGGGCGAAAAAGGCCAAGACGCUUCACUGGCAUGGAGUCAACCGACUGAAUACUGCGUGGGCAUGGAUGUCAUAACACAAGACGAUCUUUAUAUUUUUCUUAUUUGUCACAAAACUAAGUGUAACAUCACGACUGUAAAUGUAUGGAGACGGCCAUCAAUGAGGCAGACAAAUCAACUUUCUUUUUCUUAUUCGUUUCAUCCAGCCCAUCAAAGGAAGGCGGAGCACCAAUGGCUUAUUGGUUGAAAACAUCAGGUAGAAACUUAGUCGCAGGCGUUUGGUAGGAUACUUCUGUGGGAAACUUUUAUUUGAGGGGGGAGAUUCAUUAUCG
Molecule: messenger RNA, 932 nt
Organism: Ilyonectria robusta
Lineage: Eukaryota; Fungi; Ascomycota; Sordariomycetes; Hypocreales; Nectriaceae
Exons: 1
Coding region: 123-677 (184 amino acids)
Source: RefSeq, a predicted model, not a curated record